AUGAAUGCACUGUGCCUUGGUAGGCGAAUGCCACAAGAUACAAAUACACCAACAGGAUCAUUUGGCGGGCGACCGAGCGCCUGCCGUGAAACGUCGACUAAGAGUGCAAACAUAUUCUCCGCAGUGAACAAUUUCUUCGCUGAUUCGCCUUUGGUGAAUCAGCUCAAAGGCAUUAUGACUCGACAAACAACCAAUACUGAACCAGGACCGCCAGAUGACAAUCGAGGACCACCUACGGUUAAUCUCGCUGUCAGCCCUUCGGAAAGUCAAACAUCAAUGCGAUCAAUCUCGCCGCCUUCGCAGAGGCAAGUGAGUUUCCUAAAGCCAGCGGCAAACACUGCACUUGAUAGAAAAGCAUCAAUCAUUGAUGAGACAACUGGUAUCACUCGCACGCAAAUGAAAGAAUUCCGCGAAGCCUUUCGUCUUUUUGACAAAGAUGGCGACGGGACGAUUACCAAAGAGGAGUUAGGGCGGGUGAUGCGUAGCCUCGGACAAUUUGCGCGUGUUGAGGAGUUACAGGAUAUGCUGCAGGAGGUGGAUAGCGACGGCGACGGCAAUGUAAGUUUCGAAGAAUUUGUGAACAUUCUAUCAAAAUCCAUGUCUGGUGCUGGUGGAAACACGAGUUCUGCCGAACAAGAAGAGAGGGAACUCAGAGAUGCAUUCAGAGUCUUCGAUAAGCAUAAUAGAGGGUACAUAUGCGCUUCAGAUUUGAGAGCCGUUUUGCAAUGUUUAGGUGAAGACUUGUCUGAGGAGGAGAUCGAAGAUAUGAUUAAAGAAGUUGAUUCUGAUGGCGACGGUCGGAUAGAUUUCUUGGAAUUUGUAAGAGCUCUAGGUGAGCCAGAAGACGCGUGUGAUGAUGAAGAGGAUGAUGAUAUAUUGGAAACCAGUGAUGUGCCAUCACCGAGAUCGGUUCUCGCUUCUUAA
Molecule: messenger RNA, 924 nt
Organism: Pieris macdunnoughi
Lineage: Eukaryota; Metazoa; Arthropoda; Insecta; Lepidoptera; Pieridae
Source: the annotation of a GenBank genome assembly